Messenger RNA from Abrus precatorius (Indian licorice), 668 nucleotides. RefSeq names its product bet1-like protein At4g14600. The transcript has 4 exons. The record is from RefSeq and is a predicted model, not a curated record. NCBI's taxonomy places the organism in Eukaryota, Viridiplantae, Streptophyta, Magnoliopsida, Fabales, Fabaceae. The coding region runs from base 148 to 525 and encodes 125 amino acids.
UCCCGGAAUGUUCUUGUCUUGUCCAGUAAGAUUCGUUGUCAUUGAUUAUCCAACAACUCAAACCCGCGUAAGUCUUCAAAUCCAUUCUUUCACCGAAAUAAAAACCCCACCACCUUCGCAUCGAAUCGAAAUUAGGUUUCUCUUUCAAUGGCUGCCAAUUCCCACUCUUCCUAUCCUUACAGAUCAAGAGAUGGGCUUAGCACCCGACCCGUUGCUGCCUCCGAAGAGAUCCAAUUGCGUAUUGAUCCCUUGGACUUGGACGAUGAAAUCACCGGUCUUCAUCGCCAAGUUAGACGGUUGAAACAUGUUGCUGAGGAGAUAGGGACAGAAGUGAAGUACCAGAAAGAUUUUCUAGAACAGCUGCAAAUGACAAUGAUAAAGGCUCAGGCUGGGGUGAAGAAUAACUUAAGAAGAUUGAACAAGAGCAUCAUCCAAAAUGGUUCAAACCAUAUUGUUCAUGUUAUAAUUUUUGCCUUAGUGUGUUUCUUUGUAGUGUACCUUUGGUCCAAGAUGUCUAGAAAAUGAGGAGCCAGCUUCCUGGUUGAAAGACUUCACUGAAUUCGACGACCCACAUGAUAGCUAAUAUUGUUGUAAAGAAAAACUCCAAAAUCCUUUAGUGUUUCAUAAUUAAAAUGUAUCUGGCUUUUUAGGUAUGUUUCUUGGAUACA